CAUCUUUCAUCUAUUACCGGAAUGCUAUCCCUUGUUUCCUCGCUUGUCACAAACAAAGGCCUUGACCGCCACCAUCCAACAUGUCUGUCAUCAUAAACAUGUCUCACAAAGGUCACAGGUGUGGGUGUGCGUUGGGGGUGGGGGGUUCAGCUGGUCAAACUGUGUACAAUGGUAAUGAUGUUGAUCCUUCCCCCCUCUAGACUGCGAUGUCAAUGGUCAGAGCAAAAGCUUCCUCCAAAGUCUCGAUACUGCAAGAACUUAAUCGCCAUGAGCAUGGAACCGCAAAGAAGCUGAAUAUAUGGAGGAUGAAGGAUGAACUGCUGCUUAUAGAGGCCAGCCCAAAGGAAGGGUGAAACGGAAGCCAAGACAGUGAGGUGACGACAGACGAGGCGCUAGGUGUUCAAAGUCGGGACCCAGGAUAGACCACUGCUCUGUGCAUCAGUUGGUGACAUCUCUGCGCUGCUGACUUGUCUACAUGUAAGAUGAUCCCCUGCUGGUCUCCCAAUGGACUAGACUUUCACAUUAAGUCCUGACCACUUGGCAUCCAUUGCACCGGUCACCCAGGGGGUCCCCAUAUCUGCGGUCCCUUCCAAGUAGUAUGGCGAGUCCGCCGGGCGACGCCGGACCCCCGCUACUAUCCACCGGCGUGAAGAAGUGUGGCUACCUGAAGAAACACAAACAUGGACACAAGCGCUUCUUCGUGCUGAGGGAGCCCGGUGACGGCUGCCCUGCACGGCUGGAGUACUACGAGAGCGAGAAGAAAUGGAGGAACAAGUCUGCCGCCAAAAGGGUGAUCCCGCUGGACUGCUGCUUGAACGUCAACAAGCGAGCGGACGCCAAACACAAACAUCUCAUCGCGCUUUACACCAAGGACGAGUACUUCGCGGUGGCGGCGGAGAGCGACGCCGAGCAGGAGGACUGGUACCGGGUGUUGACGGAUCUAAUCUCGGAGGGGAGAGUGUGCGACGGCUCGGCGUGCAGCUCCGCGUCCUCGCUGGUGGGCUUCGACGAAACGAGCUACGGCGUCAUUACGCCGGUGAGCGCCGCCUAUAAGGAGGUCUGGCAAGUCAACAUGAAGUCCAAGGGCUUGGGGCAAAGCAGGAAUUUAACCGGCGUGUACAGACUCUGCCUUUCCAGUCGGACUAUCAGUUUUGUCAAGCUCAACACAGAAGUGGCCUCGGUCGUUUUGCAGCUGAUGAACAUCCGGAGGUGCGGCCAUUCGGAUAGCUUCUUCUUCAUAGAGGUGGGUCGCUCGGCAGCCACUGGACCUGGCGAGCUCUGGAUGCAAGCCGAUGACUCCGUGGUGGCGCAGAACAUCCACGAGACCAUCCUGGAAGCCAUGAAAGCCAUGAAGGAGCUGUCAGAGUUCCGCCCCCGCAGCAAAAGCCAGUCUUCAGGCACCAAUCCCAUCUCCGUGCCCACCAGGAGGAACUUGCACAACCUCCCCCCGAGUCAGACCGGCCUCCUCAGGAGGUCACGCACUGACAGCAUGGCUACGACGUCGCCUGUUGGUAAAUUCUCCUCCUGUCGAAUACGCACGGCCAGCGAGGGCGAUGGCACCAUGACACGCCCCAUGUCGAUGAUGGGGAGCCCCCUCAGCCCGGGGGUCCACCGCACCCUCCUGAGCAGGUCUCACACCAUCACCGCACGCCCUUGUCGGACAUUUGAAUCCUCUUCCCUCCAGCACAGUAAGUCCAUGUCCAUGCCUCUGUCUCAUUCCCCGCCCACGGCCGCCCCUAGUCUAGUAAGCCUGUCCUCAUGUCCAGAUAGUUGCGCUCCUCGUCCCUCAAGUUGCAGUGCUUCCUUCUCGGGCUCCCCCAGUGAUGCAGGGUUUAUAUCGUGUGAGGAGUAUGGCUCCAGUCCCAUUGAUGCACGGGACCUUCGGCUGCCUCUCACAUUUGGUAGCAACACCCCUGAGUCUCUAAAAGCGGACACUCCUCCUUCGCGGGGCAGCAGUGGGCUUGAAGGAUACAUGGUAAUGGAGCAAAAUAGUGGCUAUCUGUGGUUACCAGAGCGGGACAAGUCUUACCGAAAACGCACGUACUCCCUUACCACCCCCCGCCAGCAAAGGUGUCUCCCCCAAGUGUCUUCAGCCUCCCUUGAUGAGUACACACUAAUGAGGGCCACAUAUACAAGUGGAAGCCAGUCUUCUCGCAGAUGUUCCCCUAAAGGAAGCUUCCCUGACGAGUACAGGGAUGUCCAGAUGAGUGACAGCAGUGGUUACAUGCCCAUGAUGCCUGGCGCUGCGCCUCACACGUCAGGAGCUAAGACUGACCCUUACAUGCCCAUGAGCCCCAUGUGUGUGUCUGCUCCUAAACAGAUCAUCAACCCCCGGACGCACUCUUCCUUGGCAGGGCUGGCCCCACAUGCGAACUCCCCGGGCAGUGUUUCCCUGGAGGAUAGCGGCUACAUGCGCAUGUGGUGUGGCAUCAAAAUGUCAGUGGAGAGCGCUGAUGGAAAGCUGGCAAAUGGCGAAUACCUGAACAUGUCUCCUGUGGACCCUCUGUUGUCACUCCCAACCAGAGACAACACCCUCAGUAAUUCUGGAGGAGAACCCCACCCCAAGCACCAGCACAGACAGCCUUACACUUACAGCACCCUCCCGCAUUCACUUAAAGGCCAAUUGCUACGUAACUGUUCCGUUGACACUGACCAGUAUGUAGUGAUGUGUUUACAGAGACAGAGGAUAGAGGAGGAGUCCAGCUACUGUCCUGUCUCUCCAGGAGACUCUGUGGCGUCACCGGGCGGAACCCCUUCAUCUGCUCCCCCUCCCCUUAGAUUGGCUCGGAGUGACGGAGGCCUGGCGCACAGGGGUAGGGCGUGUCGGCCCACCCGCUUGGCUCUGGAUUCCCUCAGAACCUUACCAUGUAUGAGUGAACACCCGCUCCCCUCUGAGCCACGCAGCCCCGGGGAGUAUAUCAACAUCGACUUCAGCAGUCCUUCCAGUGACGUGGUGGCAUCCACUGAGGGCGCCAACAGGGGAUCACCAUCGCUCUCGGACUAUGUUAACGUAGAGCUUGCCUCGCCAAAAACUGUGGACUCCCCAGUUGUGCAUGACAUGCAGGAAGAGGAAGGAAAAAGGGCAGAGGUGAGGGGGGUGGUGGAUGAAUAUCCCCUCCAGCAUCACAAGAUUCAAGUCAAGGAUGACUACACUGAGAUGACUUUCGGUCCUCUGUGCAGCACGGAUCCCGCCCCCCUCCCUUCCAGCCCCACCGCCUGCGUUCAAAGACUGAGCCUUGACAGCAGCCUUGUGAUUGACAGGGUAACACCCGCGCCAGUGGACUCGUUUCUCCUCCCUUCAAUGUCUGUCACCCUUGCAGACCCUCACAGGGGUGCAAAAGUAAUCCGGGCUGACCCUCAGGGACGCCGGCGACACAGCUCAGAGACCUUCUCCUCCACCACCACUGUCACACCUGUGUGCCCAUCCUUUGCCCACGACACCAAGCGCCACAGCUCAGCCUCAGUGGAGAACGUGUCUCGUGGCGUGAGGAGCGCCGAGGAACAAGACGAGGAGUACGUGAGCAGCAGCAUGUGCAGGGAGACGUCUGCGGGCUAUCAGAACGGACUCAACUACAUUGCCUUAAACUUGAUGGAGGGUACCCUCGGAGGGUGCAGGUUAGGGGGCUGCGACGGACUCCUGAGAUUCAAGCCGGCCUGCGGCUGCAAGGGCAGCAUGAACGGCUUCAACUCCAGCCCUUAUGCCAGCAUGGGCUUUAAGGAGACUACUGCCGCAGCCGUGAAAGAAUGAAGGGCACUGACCCCGCCCCCUUUUCUUCCCUGACUCUCCUCCUGGUCGUCGGGUUGGGCCGCCGCAGCCAAGUGACGAUGUCGCCUCGGCAACAGCUGGACCGCACACUGCAGCCGAUGUCCUCUGACCCCCCCCCCAGCUGUCGUCUCCGAGAGGUCACAGGGACCGCAGUCGUCACCAUAGCAACACAGACACUUGACCUUUGCCCCACAUGUUCCUUUGAGGAGCCUUUGGGCGCUGCUGCUGAUGACCUAAAACAAGACUUGUUGGUAACUCCUGAACUGAUGUGUUCAUGCAGGACUGCAAAUGUUCACCAUAGAACCAUUGAGACACAAAACCACAUCUGGAGAACACAUGCACAAGCAUGGCAAAAAAAAAAAAAGAAUGCAUACAAAAAUAUUUAUUUAUUUAUCGCGGAUGUAUGCAUUUGGUUUUCCAAAUGUGUGAAUUUCUAUAAAUAAUGAUAAAAAACAAAUUAAAAAAAAAAAACCUACCUCAGCAAAAACAAACAAAAACAGGUUGGUUAAACACCCCCCAUCGUUAUAUAUAGAAAUAUAUAUGAAAUAUUUAUUUUGUCUUUUUGAUUUUUUAAAUUUUUUUUAAGAACAUGAUCACCAAUCCAAAGCCUUACUCUGGCCCAGGGGCUGUUAAGUUUGGACCUACACAACCGCAAAGAAUGAGCCACUCUGAGAUUUCCAAGCGACAUUUAUGACAAUGUGUGCAAAGAUGAUUUAUUGACUCCCCAAACACUGCAGCACACCUGUGGCCUGUCGUCUGAGCCCAAGUCUCAGCACCUCCAAACACUUUGGACCUGUUCACCUGUAAGUCCCCGCGCACCUGACAGGAAGUUAUGACCUGUUUGUGGGGCGGGGAAGAGAAGCGAAUGUUCUCUGAAGUUCUUGCUAUGUCGAAAACUAGGGAUGGGCAUUGUAACGAAAUCAUAAUUAGUGGGUUCAUUCUUCUCUCCAGUCGGAGGAAAGGGCAUGAAAAAUGACAAUACAAUUUGCUAAACACACUUGA
Nerophis lumbriciformis (worm pipefish) is the source of this 4768-nucleotide messenger RNA. NCBI's taxonomy places the organism in Eukaryota, Metazoa, Chordata, Actinopteri, Syngnathiformes, Syngnathidae. The record is from RefSeq and is a predicted model, not a curated record.